Molecule: messenger RNA, 2535 nt
Organism: Gloeophyllum trabeum ATCC 11539
Lineage: Eukaryota; Fungi; Basidiomycota; Agaricomycetes; Gloeophyllales; Gloeophyllaceae
Exons: 20
Coding region: 1-2535 (844 amino acids)
Biological process (GO): protein quality control for misfolded or incompletely synthesized proteins; glycoprotein catabolic process; carbohydrate metabolic process
Cellular component (GO): nucleus; cytosol
Molecular function (GO): peptide-N4-(N-acetyl-beta-glucosaminyl)asparagine amidase activity; carbohydrate binding
Source: RefSeq, a predicted model, not a curated record
AUGCCUCGGCUUUGGAACGCUGCUGUCUGGCUGCUCGCCCUCGUCGCGGCGAGCGUGCGCGCGCAGCCCUCGCCCGACGUGCAGAAGAGGAUCUCCGCCGCGAUACGCGCCGCGGCGCACGCGAACGGCACUGCGAGCACAAACUACACCGCGUUCGUGAAUCCGUUCAUCGGGACAGAUAACUACGGGGAUGUAUGUCCAGGCGCCUCGGUGCCCUUCGGAAUGGUCAAGUUCACGACCGACAUGACCGGGUACGCCCCCGCCGACCGUGCGCGGGCUCAGACCGUGCGCGGGCUCAGCCCGCUGCACGACAGCGGCACGGGCUCUUCGCUCGGGACGUACGGCAACUUUGAGAUCAUGCCCCUCCUCUGCCCGGGCGGGUUCGACACCUGCACGACGCGCCUGCAGGACCGCGAGCGGUACCGGCUGAACAACACCGACGACGCGUACCCAGGCUACUUCUCGCUGACGCUGAACAACAGCAUCAAGAUGGAGGCGACGAGCACGCGGCGCGCGGGGCUCGAGCGCUUCGCGUUCCCGCCCGGGUCGGGCACGCCGUACUUUGUGCUCGACCUCGCGAACGACCUGCCCGCGAGCUUCGCGGGCGGGACGAUGGAUAUCGAUCCGGUUGCCGGGCGGAUCACUAUUGGGGGGUACUGGGGGUCGAGCUUCGGCCCGGGGAUAUACAACUACCAGGCGUUCGCGUGCUAUGACUUGUUGAACAACGGGAAGCAGAGAUUGGACGAGUGGGGUGUGUGGACGGGAGACUCGUACGGCCUCGACGCGAAAGGCCUCGGCCUCACGCACCUCAACCUCACGCGCAACCUCAUCGGGGGCACGCCCUACCAGUCUGGCGCGCUCUUCUCGUACGCCGACUCCCCUUCUGAAAUCACCAUCCGCGUCGGCGUGUCCUUCCGCUCCGCCGCGCAGGCGUGCGCGAACGCCGAGAGCGAGGUCGGUGACGCGAGCUUCGAGGAGAUCGUGGAGCGGAGCCAGGGAUUGUGGAACGAGUUGUUGGGGAGGGUGGAGAUUGAUGUGGCGGGGACGCCGGAGAAUGUGACGGAGAUGCUGUACAGUAGUUUGUAUAGGAGCUUUUUGACGCCGAACAAUGCGACGGAUGAGACGCAGGGCGUGUUUGCGGAUACGACGGCGCACUAUUUCGACUCUUUGUACUGCAGCUGGGACACUUACCGCACCUUUUACCCGCUCAUGUCGCUCCACUCCCCGGUCGAGUUCGCCCAGAUCGUGGACAACUACAUCGACGGCUACCGCAAGAUGGGCUGGAUGCCCGAGUGCCGCGCCAAUAACCUGCCAGGGUGGACUCAGGGAGGCGACGGAGACAAUAUAGUGGCGCACUUCGCUGUGACGUACCACGACGAGGCGCAAGCGCUCGGGAUCGACCUGCAGGAGCUGUACGCGGCGAUGGUGGCGGACGCGCAGGUCAACCCGCCGGAGUGGAAUACGCUGGGCCGGCAGGUUAACGUGUACAAGGAAUAUGGAUACGUGCCGUUCGCGGUGCUUGACACGGCCAGCACUGGGCGGCAGACGCGCGAGGGGAGCAGAACACUGGAGUACGCCUUCGAAGACUUUGGUCUCCGCCAAGUCGCACAGCUCCUCAACAAAACCGAGGACGAGGCCUACUACACGAACCGCUCCUUAGCAAGUCCCGAGCUUCCGAGUCAGAUUCAUGAUGCUUACAAAUUGCACCAUAGUGGUACCGAAACGUCUGGGAUCCUAACGUCGUCAGCGACGGCUUCAAAGAAGCGCUACUCGAACGGCACGUUCAAGUAUACGAACCCGACCACCUGCUCCCCUCAGGACAACGUCACCACCGAGUGUUCGCUCCAGGCCGACAACGUGAACGGCUUCUACGAGUCCUCGUCGUGGGAGUACAGCUGGUUCGCGCCGCAUGAUACGGCCCACCUGGUUACCCUCAUGGGAGGCAAUGAAACCUUUAUCAACCGUUUGGACCACUUCUUCGAUGCUGGGUAUUAUCUCGCUGGAAAUGAGCCGUCCUUCCAGACGCCCAUUGGCUAUCACUAUGCCAAUCGGCCCACGCUGUCCGUCGACCGCGUUCGCCAAGUGGUCUUCGAGAACUUCGGCAUAACUCCCGCCGGUCUACCCGGUAAUGACGACCAGGCUGCGAUGGCCACACUUCUGUCGUUCCAUCUUCUAGGGCUCUAUCCCGUGCCCUCCUCCACUGAACUCCUGAUUCUCUCGCCCUUCGUCCCAAAGUACACCAUCCACAACCCAUACCUAAACGUCAGCACAACAGUCACCGUGAAGAAUUACGACCCCCAGUCAGUCGCAAACCCCAUACCUGAUGGAGCAUCUGCCUAUGUCAAGAGCGUCACAGUCAACGGAAAGGAGACCGAAUCAAGGUGUCACUUCGACUUCUACGACACCUUCAAGAUAGGCGCAGACAUCGUCAUAGAACUCACCGCGGACAAGGAUGCUGCCGACAAUUGUGCCGGCUCGGUACCACAGUCGAUCUCUACUGGAGGCUUCGCGUCAGCGAGACAAAUAAGCCGAUAA